Messenger RNA from Cornus florida, 701 nucleotides. Its product is annotated as histone H2A-like. The record is from RefSeq and is a predicted model, not a curated record. Lineage: Eukaryota; Viridiplantae; Streptophyta; Magnoliopsida; Cornales; Cornaceae. The coding region runs from base 101 to 535 and encodes 144 amino acids. Gene Ontology annotation, molecular function: DNA binding; structural constituent of chromatin; protein heterodimerization activity. Gene Ontology annotation, cellular component: nucleosome. The transcript has 2 exons.
CGCAGCUGAAAAUCUUCAAAACGAAAAAGAUCAGAAAUUUCCCUCCAAGACACUGCGUUUAUAGAUUUGAUCGGAGAGCUUCAGAGUUUCAGAAGGUGCAAUGGAGUCUACAAAGACAAAAGGUUUCGGAGGAAGGAGAGGAGGUGAGAGAAAGAAGUCGGUGUCGAAGUCCGUCAAAGCCGGCCUUCAGUUUCCGGUCGGCCGAAUCGCCCGGUUCUUGAAGAAGGGACGCUAUGCUCAGCGAACCGGCAUCGGAGCUCCGAUCUAUCUCGCCGCCGUUCUCGAGUACCUCGCUGCUGAGGUGUUGGAAUUGGCGGGAAAUGCGGCAAGGGACAACAAGAAGAACAGGAUAAACCCUAGGCAUUUGCUUUUGGCGGUGAGGAAUGAUGAGGAAUUGGGGAAAUUGCUUCAGGGUGUGACUAUAGCGAGUGGUGGCGUUCUUCCCAACAUCAAUCCUAUUCUGUUGCCAAAGAAACAUGCAGAAUCUGACAAGACCACCAAGCAGCCAAAGUCACCCAAGAAGGACAAGGCCUAGUUCUGCUUCUCUGGUCAUGUAAUUAAUAUAGCAUUAGAUGAUAGGCUCAGUAGGGUCUCUUCUGUUUUGCUUUUUGGUGUUAUGGUUUUUGAAUCCUUUUGCAAGUUGUAGCAAGUUUAGUUUUGUGAACUUGAAUGAAAAGCUGCUUUUUGGUCUUUACUCUUUA